Syngnathoides biaculeatus (alligator pipefish) is the source of this 3005-nucleotide messenger RNA. RefSeq names its product RAS guanyl-releasing protein 2-like. Gene Ontology annotation, cellular component: plasma membrane. Lineage: Eukaryota; Metazoa; Chordata; Actinopteri; Syngnathiformes; Syngnathidae. Gene Ontology annotation, molecular function: calcium ion binding; guanyl-nucleotide exchange factor activity. Gene Ontology annotation, biological process: positive regulation of GTPase activity; Ras protein signal transduction. The transcript has 17 exons. The coding region runs from base 958 to 2751 and encodes 597 amino acids. The record is from RefSeq and is a predicted model, not a curated record.
AUCCCUUCUUCAUGUGGCAACGCAGGCAGGCGCACCCUUUCCUGUUUGUUCCGGCACAACUGAGCCCAUCUGGCCAAAGGACGGAAAUGCGAGCAGGAAGUGGCAAACAAAAGCGGGCGACCCGACGUAACGCCACGUUGUCGUCCCCUUCGUCACGCGGGACGGCUCGGGAACCGUUUCGUUGCUCUUCUGCAGUUCUCCGAGCAAAAGGGGCCGGGAGCACCUCCCGGCCUCCGCCGUGGGCUCAAGUCAAGUUCUUGCGUACGGGAGGCCCUCCCUUUUGUCGUCGCCGUCCGACACCUGCAAGAAGAUCGGCAUCUGAAUUUGAGGGCAUCGGGGCCAAUCAACAGCGCCGCGCGUGAGCACGGGCGCGAGGAAACGAGCCCGUCACGGGACACCGGCGUCAUCGGUUUCGAUCGCUCGCUUGUCAUUUGUCUCUUUGGGAGGCCGCUACAAACGGAUUCGGGGAAAGGCCGAAAAGGUGAGGCGGGCUGACAUUUUCCGUCCGUGUCGCGGAUGGCGCACACGCGCAGCCCCCCGUCGAGCUCCCCGGACUCCCCGUCCCGCCGCUCUCGCUAAUCUGCCGGAUCGAAGGGGCUUGACAGGCCGUCACCCGGCAACCGCACGGCAGACGCCCGAGGGCAAAUUUGAUGAAAUGCCGCGAGCGGAAAGGGAGCUCGUUCAAAAUGAACGUGUGGCUUCUUCGUCAUCAGUCCAUCUCCUCCUAGCCCUAACCCUGACCCUUACGCCGGGUCAUGGUGAGAAGGGCAGACAGUUCUCAAGUGAAGGUCUGAGCUGCCAACACAAAGAGACGCUGAUGAUUUGCGCCAUCCGUGCACGCACGCCGACUCGCGUGGGAUGCCGCGGCCGUGUCGGACCGGCCAGAUAACGGAUUGCGGUUUCCUGCCUUUGGGACUUGGCGCCUUGUGAGAAAGGAACCGAGGCCGGGACGGCGUCAUGGAGCCCAGCACCCGGGAGCAGUCGGCCACAGUGGAUGACUUGGUGGAGGCGUGCAUCCGAGCCUUUGAUGAAACAGGCGAGUUGGGGGACCCCGCCCUGGUGCGGAUGGUCCUCAUGAUGCAUCCUUGGUACAUCCCGUCGACCGACAUGGCUGCCAAGUUGGUGCGCAAAUCUCGAGAGGGGGGCUGCACGGCAGAGCGUCGAAGCAGAAUAUGUCACCUCGUAAAGUAUUGGAUCUCCGAGUUCCCCGCGGAGUUCAAUCUGAACCCGGAACUGGCUGAGCAGAUGAAGGACUUCAAGGACCUCCUGAGCACAGAGGGCAACGAGCGCCAGAGCCAGCUCAUUGACAUCGAGAGCGUGCCCUCGUAUGAAUGGAAGCGUCACGUGACUCAGAGUGUCCCAUCCGCCUCCAAAAAGCGGAAAAUGUCCUUGCUCUUUGACCACCUUGACUCCUGCGAACUGGCCGAGCACCUGACCUACUUGGAGUACAAAUCUUUCUGCAAGAUUUUGUUUCAGGACUACCACAGCUUUGUGAUGCACGGCUGCACGGUGGACAACCCGGUGCUGGAACGCUUCAUCACACUCUUCAACAGCGUCUCGCAGUGGAUCCAGCUCAUGGUGCUCAGUAAGCCCACGGCGCCUCAGAGAGCCUCGGUCGUCUCGCACUUUAUCAGCGUCGCACAGAAACUUCUGCAGCUGCAGAACUUCAACACGCUGAUGGCGGUGGUGGGCGGGCUCAGCAACAGCUCCAUCUCACGCCUCAAAGACACGCAGGCACAGAUCAGUGCCGAAACCACCAAGGUUUUUAACAGUCUCACUGAACUGGUAACGUCGUGCGGUAACUACAGCCAGUACCGCAAGCGCUUCUCGGAAAGCUUCGGCUUCCGCUUUCCCAUCCUGGGCGUGCACCUGAAGGAUCUGAUCGCCGUGCACGUGGCGCUGCCGGACUGGGCCGACAAGGAGAAGACGCGAGUCAACCUGGCCAAAACCCAGCAACUCUACAUCAUCCUUCAGGAGCUGGCGCUGAUACAGAACACGCCGCCCAACGUGGACGCCAACGCAGAUCUGCUGAACCUCUUGACGGUAUCUCUGGACCAGUAUCACACAGAGGAAGAGAUCUACCAGAUGUCUUUGCAGAGGGAACCUCGCAAGUCAGCAAAAUCCAGCCCCGCUCCAGCUCCUGACCCCAAGUCCACCGUGAUUUCCGAGUGGGCCGUGUCGGUGAAGCCCAACGCUGACCCGACGAUCAUCAGGAAGCACAUUGAGAAGAUGGUGGAGUCCGUCUUCAAGAACUUUGACACCGAUGGCGACGGCCACAUAUCCAGGGAUGAGUUUGAGGCCAUCAGGAACAACUUUCCAUACCUCAACAAGUUUGGAGAACUGGACAAGAACCAAGACGGCAAAAUCAGCCGAGAGGAGAUGAUCGACUACUUCAUGAGGGCCAGCUCGCUUCUCAACUGCAAAAUGGGUUUUCUCCACACCUUCGCCGAGGCCACCUACGUCAAGCCCACCUUCUGCGAGCACUGCGCCGGAUUUAUAUGGGGCUUCUACAAGCAGGGCUACAAGUGUAAAGUCUGCGGGGUCAACUGCCACAAGGCCUGCCGGAGUCGUCUGGCGGUCGAGUGCCGGAAGAGAACCAAGAGCAUCAGCCACCAGACUCCGCCCGCUCUCCAGGCCAGAUCCUACAGCUUCCCGCCACCUGCUAACACUCCGCCUAACCUCCACAACACCGUCAUCCCCGAGGAGGAUUUAGAGGCGGUGGAAGAGGCCGUAUUUGACGUUCACCUAUAACAGUUUGCAGGCAACGUUUUGGAAGUCUCAGCAGGCGAGGACGUCAUCCGCUGCCGCCGGCCAACGUGACCCAUUUCUGGCCCACCUUCCGCGCACUCGAAAAAUGACUUGUCAUGUUUUUUUGUUUUGCGUCUCUCGUGAGAAUCGCUUGAAAAGUUGCAGCUGCCUUGAUGAACAAGCGACUUUUUCUUUCUUCUAUCUUUAUCCAGAUGAAUAAAAAAAAAUAAAUAAAUAAAGACAUUGCAGGGGGUUUC